This is a messenger RNA of Paramecium tetraurelia, 1311 nucleotides long. RefSeq lists its product as uncharacterized. Lineage: Eukaryota; Ciliophora; Oligohymenophorea; Peniculida; Parameciidae. The record is from RefSeq and is a predicted model, not a curated record. The transcript has a single exon.
AUGUCAUAGACCGAUAAAGAAUUGAAAAGGAUUGAAGAGUUGGAAGAAUAAGUAAAUCAAGCCUUAAAGAGAAGCAGAUAACUCGAUGAUAGUACCAAAUUUGAUGAAAGCUUUUUUAAAUAAGAACUUAAAGAGAUGUAAGAAAGAUGUUAGCAGAAUCAAUAAACAAUGAUGAGAUUAGAAUAAAAGUAUUUAAAAACAGGAUAUGAAUUGAAAAAUUCAGAUAUAAUUAGAGAGAGUAGUCUUGAAAAAAGUUCUGUUAAAUAAAAGAGCUUAUUGGAAUAAAAAAAUUAAUAAAUCUAAGAACUCUAAAAAAAGUUAUUCGAUACUGAAAGAUAAUACAAUCAAUAAUUAUCUGAAGUGAAUCGAAGAAAUCAACAAUUGGAAUAUUAAAAUUAAUAACUAUAGGAAGAUUUAUAGAAUCUCCAAAAUUAAUAAGACAGUAUUCCUGAUGUUAUGGAAUUGCAUAGAGCCUUAGAAGAAUUACAAAAGCAAUACUUGGACCUAUAGAAUAAAUUACAGGAAACCAUGAGGAACGAUUAAUAAGAUUAUUAAUCAAUAAAGCAAGAAUAUGAAGAAUAUUAAUUAUUGACAUAAAAUAUUAUUAAUUAAGAGGAAGAGUAUCAAAGAAGAAUAUGUGAGUUGGAAGAAGAAUUAUAAUAAAGUUCAACAUUCUAGUAAGAAUUCAUGAGUAGGAUGAAAUCUAAUGAAGAACUAUAUUCAUAACGAUAUAGAGAUUUAAAAUAAAAGUACUAAUAAUAGUUAGAUGAUCAAAGAAAGAUUUUAGAUUAGUAAAUUGAUGAAUUGAGGGAAUAGAAUAAUUACCUUUUUGGACAGCUUUCUAAUGCAGAAUGCAAAAUCCAGUAGUUAGAAUUUGAAAUUUAAAGGAAAAACAAUCUUCAAACUUCAGUUCAUUAAGAAAAUAGUGUUGAUUUAUAAGUAUCACGAAGUAAAUCAUUUUCUGCCUGCCAUUAACCUUAAAAUGUCAAAACACUUUCAGAUUGUGAAAUUAAUUCUAAAGCAAAGCCUUAACAUUAUGUUGGGUGCUAUAACAAAGGGAAACAGUCUUGUACUCAAUAAUCACAGUAGAUAUCAAAUAAAUAAGAUUAAAGAAAUGAUUACAAGCAAUAUGACUCAAGACCUGUUAAAUAAAUCAACAUUUCCAUUGAAAAAGAAAAUAUUCAAGCAGAUACUCUAUCUUCAUAUAAUAAAAUAAGAUCCCAAUCAAAAGAGCAACCUAUUACAUAUAAAUAAGUAGCUGAAUAACGAUAGGCUAUUCUCUAUUCCAAAAUCCCUAAACCAAGAAGAUGA